This is a messenger RNA of Sphaerodactylus townsendi, 2299 nucleotides long. RefSeq names its product PBX homeobox interacting protein 1 (gene PBXIP1). Lineage: Eukaryota; Metazoa; Chordata; Lepidosauria; Squamata; Sphaerodactylidae. The record is from RefSeq and is a predicted model, not a curated record.
AUGGAAACAUCCCAUCCCUUCGAUCCUGCGGGUACCCUGUUGGAAGGGGGUCUUGCUCGCAGGGGCUAUCGCCUUUUGGGGAGCCGUAGUGCCCAGAAGGAAGAGCUGCACAGCCUGCUGAGAAAGACCGAAGGCGAAGCGUUGGAGUUCUCCUCUCAGCAGCAGAACUUGGCGGAGGAGAACUCCCAGCUGAGGGGCUCCCUGCAGCGAGAGACAUCAGCCCUCCUGGCUGCACAGGCCGAACUACACUUUCUCCAGGGAAAACUGCGAGGGAUGGCAGGCGAGGGGGGUGGCACCAAGCCCUCGGGACACGGGGAAGAGAAACCGUCAGCAGAACAUCAGCAGGACCAGGUUGGGAAGCCGGAAACAGAAGUCCGCCGGCUGCGCUCCCUGCUGGAGUCAGUUUCCCAUGACCUGGCCAAGGUUGUACAGUACACUCCACCCGGCGGCGGGGUUGAAGGCCUGCGAACAGAGCUGAGCACUGUUCAGCAGAAACUGGCCCAGGGACUGGAGCGCCCUGGGGAAGCCAAACCGUCGUGGAGGGAGGCCCACAAGGCCAGGCGAGGCAAGGAAAGGACCUGGCCGAAGCGACACGAGGGCCAGGGGGGGCCGUGGCCUGGAUCCCCCAAGGUCGGCCCCCUAAAAGUGUGACUCCACUAUUCAGCCUAUGGCUUCCCUAAGGCGCCGUGGACAUGGCCUUCGCCCUAAGAAACAAUUUUGAGCCGCUGGGAUGCCAAGCCGGCCAAGGAGAGGGAGCCUCAGAACGUUGGACGGAAGGCCCGGAAGCCUGCUGAGCCCAAUGCAUUGUGGGCGCUGCUGACCGGACACCAUUUCCGGGCUCCCCAGGGCUGCGCCGGCAUCACCGAGUGUGCCCAGCAGGAGGGGCUCGUGCCAGUGCAGAAAACCAACUUCCUGCAGAUUCUACAGACCUACCUGGCCGGGGUGGGCUGGGCAGAGUAUUAUGGGGGGCUGGCGGCUGCACUGGAGGGCUUCUUCGGCAGCGACGGGGCCUUCGCCCACAACCGCACUAGCUUUGUGGAGUUUCUGGAUGAAGUUGAGGAUGUCCUGGAGGACCUGGCCGAGCUGCAGGGGGGCAGCGACGAGGCCCUCGAUGAUUUUGAGGAGGUGGUCCUGAGGCAACUCAGAGCAGCACCGGGGGGCAGGUUUGUGCAACGAGACAGCGCCCAGCGGAAUCCGAAGGAACGGCCGCGGGAGGGUCACGGCCGUCGGAACGGCAGAGAGGGCAGCCACCGAGGCCACGGCUAGAACCACGGAUCUGCCAAUACUGAGAUGGGGAGGGGGGGGAAAGCGGACUUUAACAAGGACCUUUUCUUAGCCCGCCAUGAAGAUGACGAAAUUGCUCUGAUGCUGGAAUAUUGCAAGGGAAAUAGGCAGUUCGGAUCUCUCCCCCCAGGCGCCAAGUUCUGAUGUGGAUUCGCCCAAAUCCCUUUCCUUCUUUCCUCAUGGUGGAUUCGAAGCCCACCAGUCUGCCCAGAGGGAGUGUUCAGUCAGUAGUGGCCAGCGGUAGUGCCGUAGCCAACCACUUCCCUUGUGCCGGGGGAAGGUUUCUCCACCCAAGUGCUCCGCCUUUGCCAGUCUGCCGUUGAGCAAGCUAAGAGGAACUGUCUUCUGAGGAUGAAGGAAAAGCUGCCCGUUUGCAUCUGUACAAACCCAGGCCAGUGACAGAAUUUAGGAGCUCUUAUCUUAUUGUCAUCCCAGGGUAGCCGUGUGACACAAAGGCGAGUUUGGCUGUACAGGUCAAGGCAAGCAACAUUCAAAGGGUGGUUUGCCAUUUCCUGCCUCUGCAAUACAACCCCUAACUGCUUUGGCCACCUCCCAUCCAAGUAUUAACAAGGGCUGAACCUGCUUAGCUUCCAAGUUCUGAGGAGAUCGGACCUGCACGGCCAACGCAAGCAACGUUUGCCAUUUCCUGCCUCUGCAUAGCAACCCCUACUUUGGCCACCUCCCAUCCGAAUACUAACCAGGGCCAAACCUGCUUAGUUUCCAAGCUCUAAGGAGAUCGGGUCAGCUUGGGCCAUUGGAGCUUUCGACGGGAUAGUAAUAGCUGCCCUCCUCUGCUCCGAUUCUGCAAACGUGUUAUGUGUCUGUGACAACUCCCGAUUUCACCAUUUUAGUUGAAAAGAGAGGGGUGAAAACACAAAUCCCCCUUCUCUCCUUGGGAUUGGCACCCUUACCCUCCCCUCCCUCUUGCCACUACACUAACCUCCCGUUUCCCCUCAAAACUAUUUGCACUGUGAGUGUGGCAGAAACCAAAUAAAGGCACAUUGUCUGAAAGAAA